GUUUAUCGCGCGCAAUGACGAGGACCUGUUUCCGACCUUGAGCUACUCGGUGUCGGCUACUACUCGGACGCCUCGUGUCGUGUUGUGUUGGGAGGGAUUUACCCUGGGAAUCCUCGCUCGCGCCGGCAGCAGCUGAGCUGCUGCGCCUGUCGACGAGCACUUUUCAUCUUGUCGGCUAUGCGCACUGUGCUUGCGCUGCUCGCGACGGCGGUGGUCGCGCUGCCGUCGUUGGAAGACAUCAUCGCAGUACUUCCAGAGGCGCCGGCGUCGUAUGCGCGACCUUGUGCCGACCGGGCGUACUGGCAGCCGCUCGUCGACGCCAACGCCGCCCUCGUGAACGCUACACGGACUCGCGCCACCGCGCAGCUUGCAUCCGGUAUGCCGCCGUGGAAUGCGACCGCCUACGAGCUCUACUACAAGACGGGCGACCGCCUCGCUGGCCAAGACAUGAUGGGUCGUCGACACACCUACGUCAGCGACCUAUUCCUCGCCGAGUGCUUGGACAUGACCGGAGCGUUUCUGGCGGCGCUCGACACAAGCCUUGCAUCGCUUGCGACGCAGCGCACGUGGGUCCUUGCAGCGCACGACCCCAAGCGGCUUGUCUACGACAACAAAGGUGUCUUUGUCGACUUGAACGCUGCCAGCGUCUCGUCGUUGCUUGCGACGAUGCUUGCGCUCUUGCCCAACGAGCUAUCGUCGGCGACGCGCGAUGUUGUCUCGCGCCAGCUCCAAGUACGCACGCUGCAGCCCCUGCUCGACCGCUCGAUCGGGUCGACAGCACCGUUUUGGUGGCAAGUAAGUGCGUCCAACUGGAACGCUGUGUGCUGGAACGGCAUGGCCUCGGCGCUCCUUGCGUCGUUGCGCAGCAAGUCGGACCGCGCCAAGGUCCUUCUGGCGCUUGCAAAGCAGAGCCAGCACUACGUGGCCUCUUUUGGCCGUGACGGGUACGGCACGGAAGGCGUCGCGUACUUCAACUAUGGAUUUCAAGAGUUUGCCGAGCUCCGCGAGGUCGUGUGCGCGCAGACACGGGGUCUUCUCGACCUCUUUGCCCUUCCCAACGUCGAUGCCAUCAGCCACGCGCCCAUGCUGUUUGAAAUGCGGUCCCACCACGUGGCCGCGUUUGGUGACGCCAAGCUCGACGCGCAAUUCCUUCCGCAUUUGCUGCGCUACGUGCAGUGGACGUACGGCGAAAGCAGCGUGCCAACGUCGCCCCGCCGGUUCAAUAGCAGUCUUCCCGGCUCGGCCAUGGCCUUGUCGAUGCCGCUCUCGAGCGCACAGACCUGCGCGAAGCGCAUUUCACCCGUGGGCAUGACGCCCGAGCCGCUUCGCCACAUCUUUCCAGCCGCCCACGUCGCCGUCCUUCGCGGUGUGAGCGCGACGGACUUGGACGUGACGUUCAAAGUUGGCGGCAACGGCGGCCACAGCCACAACGACAUCGGGUCGUUCGCGAUCGUACUCAACGGCGCUACAGUGCUCGGCGAUGUCGGCGGCCCCAUGUACUACGACGCAAGUACGUUUGGCCCGAACCGGUACAAGAGCCCGCUCAUGAACGCAUACGGCCACCCGGUCCCCGUCGUGCAGGGCCAGCUCCAGCUCGAAGCGGUACACGUGCAAGCGAUGCACAAGCUUACACUGCGCACGGAUCUUCUCUCGGACGCGCAAGACGUCGUGUCGACGAACCUCGCAGCCGCCUACAACGUGUCGGCGCUCCAGAGCCUGAAUCGAUCGGUGGCUCUGGUGCGGUCGCCGCAAAGCGGCCACGUGCGCAUCACAGACUCGGCCACGAUGCGACCCGGCGCCACUGUCGACGUCGAGUCGGUCUUGACGACGGUUGGUGUCUGGACGCCAACGUCCAACACCUCCGGCGUCGUGACCAUGCCGUCGGGCGUCCGCGUUACCGUCACCGUGUCGGCGACGGCUUCGUUUAUCCUCUCGGCGACGGCGUUGUCGUCGUACGGUGUCUCGUGGACACGCAUUGGGAUUCGUGUCAAUACGACGUCGGCGUCGGCGACCAUAACGACGCGAAUUGCGCCGCUGCAUCCUGCUUGCUAACCCAACAACUCGUACUCUUGCUCGAGAUAAGCGUAAAUUUAGUAGUUGCUGACAGUGCCCAGCGAAAGCCGU
This is a messenger RNA of Saprolegnia diclina VS20, 2124 nucleotides long. RefSeq lists its product as hypothetical. Gene Ontology annotation, molecular function: lyase activity. NCBI's taxonomy places the organism in Eukaryota, Oomycota, Saprolegniomycetes, Saprolegniales, Saprolegniaceae. The record is from RefSeq and is a predicted model, not a curated record. The transcript has a single exon. Bases 178 to 2052 code for a protein of 624 amino acids.